AUGAAGUGGGUGUAUCACAUUCUGUUCGCCUUCGUAUAUUAUGCUCUUCUGUUUGCUAUUCCAACCGACCAAGCCCGGUUGGACAUUUUUCGCGCACCGGAUGCAUUAGCCGAACAGCAAUCGGGACUCGUCACCUGGGAUGAAUAUUCGAUAUUCGUCCGCGGCGAACGGAUACUGCUUUUGUCAGGCGAGUUUCAUCCCUUCCGACUUCCUUCCCCUGGCCUAUGGCUCGAUGUUUUUCAGAAGAUAAGAGCACUGGGCUACUCCGGUGUUUCGUUCUACUUGAUGUGGGGAUUGUUGGAAGGGGCCCCAGGGCGUUUUCGCAGUGAUGGCGUCUUUGAUCUCCAAGUCUUCUUUGAUGCUGCCAGUCAGGCAGGAAUAUACCUGAUCGCUCGACCAGGGCCAUAUAUUAAUGCGGAAGUCUCAGGAGGCGGACUUCCCGGAUGGCUCCAACGCCUGCGCGCAGGCGUCAGGUCAGUGGCUCCAGACUACCUGAAUGCCACGAGCAAUUACAUCGCGAAUACCGGCAAGAUUAUCAGCCGGGCCCAAGUCACAAAUGGUGGUCCGGUUAUACUUUUCCAGCCGGAGAAUGAGUACACCAUGUGUUCGGGUUUCACGUCAAUUGAGGAAAUCAGUGCGUGCCUGGAUAAGAACUAUAUGUUCGCGGUGGAAAAACAAUACCGGGAGGCCGGAAUUGUUGUGCCAUUUAUCAGCAACGAUGCGGUGCCUCUUGGUAACUGGGCGCCAGGGACAGGGAGAGGUGCCGUGGAUAUUUACGGGUAUGAUGAUUAUCCGUUUGGCUGGGGCACUGGAUGUCAAAACCCUUACAAUUGGACCCGGAUAUUGGAUCCUUUGAUCCUGUCCAAUUUCUCCACACACCUAGCUAUGAGCCCAAAGACGCCAUAUGCCAUCAUAGAAUACCAAGGGGGCGCUCCUGAUCCGUGGGGUGGAGAAGGUGUCAGCACUUGUGCAGCCAUGAUCAGUGCUGAAUUUGCACGGGUGUUCUAUAAAGUAAACUUCAGCCUUCGCGCCACGGUUGUGAACCUCUACAUGAUGUUCGGAGGGACCAACUGGGGCAAUCUGGGGUACCCAUCUGGCUAUACGUCAUACGAUGUUGGAGCACCCAUUAGCGAAGAUCGUUUAUUGACGCGCCAGAAAUAUCACGAAAUCAAACUCCAGGGUCAAUUCAUGCAGUCCUCGCCGGCAUAUAUGGUCUCCCAGCCCUUACCUGCUUCGCGCAGGUACUCCAACGCUUCCAACUUGGUUAUUACGGUACUACUUGGUGACACCACCAAGUUCUAUACCGUUCGACAUGCCGAUUAUGGCGAACUCAAGUCCACAUUGUAUCACAUCAACCUAGACACUAGUUUGGGACAUUUCACCGUGCCUGUACUAGGUGGCUCCCUGGUUCUAAAUGGACGGGAUUCCAAGAUCCAUGUCACGGACUACCGAAUGGGGGAUGUCAGUCUGGUCUACUCGUCAGCCGAGAUAUAUACGUGGAAGAGGUCAGGAUCCAAAAUGAUCCUGUUGAUGUACGGCGGGGAGGCUGAACAGCAUGAAUUUGCGGUCUCACUGCCCUACAAUCAAGUGAAAAUCGAGGAAGGGAACGGAACCACAUAUCGCGGUAUCCACAAUGGAACCAUUGUCCAGUGGACGGUCAGUGCAGACCGCCAGGUCAUCAGCUUUGGUGAUAAGCUUGAGGUGUAUUUGCUGUUGCGAGAGCAUGCUUACAAUUACUGGGUGGUCGACUUACCACUUCCUCCGCCAAUUGGCCUACAUGUGUCGCCAUCAAGGGAAAACUCCUCGGUCAUCCUCAAAGGUGGAUAUCUUAUACGGAACGCGACUAUCUCCAAUAGAGUGCUGUCCCUCACUGGGGAUCUUAAUGCAACAACAGAAAUCGAGGUGAUUGCAGCCCCUCCAGCGUGUUGUUCCGGUCUUACGUUCAACAGAAAGAGCGUAGAGACCAGCGUGGAGAAUGGGCGAUUGAAGGGCCUGCUGAAGUAUGAAGCCCCGGGCGUUGCAUUGCCCAACCUUGCCGCAGCGAAGUGGCAGUACCUCGAUUCCCUCCCAGAGCUUAGCUCGCGCUAUGAUGAUAGCAGUUGGACCCUGUGUAAUCACCACUCAACUAAAAAUCCUCGGAGAUUGACCACACCUACAUCACUAUAUGCGAGUGACUAUGGCUAUCACGCGGGUUCCAUCCUCUAUCGAGGCCAUUUCGUUGCGAACGGGGCCGAGUCCUCAUUCUCCCUGUCCAGCCAGGGCGGUUACGCAUUCGCACACUCGGUAUGGUUGAACUCGACGUUUCUCGGUGCUUGGCCCGGAAGUCCUGCUGUACAAACGUACAAUCAGACGCUGCAUUUCCCCAAUCGCCUCGAGUCCGGGUCUUCCUAUGUCUUGACGGUUCUGAUCGACCAUAUGGGACUCGAUGCGAAUUUCUACGCGAACCUACAGACCAUGAAGGCCCCACGAGGGCUUCUGGACUACAGCCUCUCCAGCCACGAGGACAAGGCUGACAUUACAUGGAGGAUGACAGGCAACUAUGAAGGCGAGCGCACCCGUGACCUCAGUCGAGGCCCUCUCAACGAAGGAGCAACUUUUGCUGAGCGGCAAGGUUUCCACCUCCCGGGAGCGCCCUCUCAAGGUUGGCAGCAGAGGUCUCCUAUGGACGGCAUGUCGGGACCAGGUGUAGGAUUUUUUGCUACAACGUUCAAUUUGAGUUUCCCGCAUGGAUACGAUAUCCCAACAAACAUCAUCUUCACAAACAGCUCGGCUGUCGGGGAUCCCACCGCCGCAGGACGAUUUCGGAUAUCUCUGUAUGUGAAUGGGUGGCAGUUUGGAAAGUAUGGAGGCAAGGUCAUCUACGGUCCUUACCGGUCCAAAUUGCUCAACCUGUCCCAUUCUUACGAACACGAAUACGAAGAUGAUGUCAACAGACCGUCCAAUACAUCAUCCGUCGGCGUGAUGUUUAUCUUCCGAUUCGGCCCCUGGGUAGCUCUUACCCUGACCUUCGCCGUAUGCUGCUCCAGCAUCGGCACCAAUGACCAAUUUUCCAGGGACAUUGAUCCCGGAACUUUUCAAAACCCAUCAGCGGUCACAAGACCUCGAUUUCGUUACUGGCUUCCCGAUCCCAGUGUCGAUGAGCAGGUGAUGAGAGAUGACAUCAAGUCCGCCGGAGAUGUGGGAGCGGGUGGAAUAGAAUACCUGCCGUGGUACAACGCCGGCGGUUUCCUAGGCCCUGCACCUCCAGGGGAUGACUGGGGCAAGUACGGAGUCGGCACAGCUGCAUUUAACAAAUUGUUCCAGGCUGCUUUGGAAACUCAUCGGGACGCUGGUAUGGUGAUGGACUUUGCCAUUGGACCCAAUCAAGGGCAGGGCGUGCCGGCUGCUUCCAAUGAGGAAGGCCUUCAGUGGGAUUUGGUACCCUUCUCAGUGCCAGUUCCUGCCAAUGGAUCCUUUGCUGGAAUCAUCCCAGGUUGGGGAACUGGAGACCUACUGGCACUCAUUUCAGCUGAAGUGGUGAACAGAACCGAUAACUACACGACGUUAUCCUCUGUCCGAGUGCCCCACACUCGCCUCGUUCUCAAAGAAUCUUCACUCGCUGAUCGAACUGCUGAGGUGUCUGCCACCGGCCAUCUAUCAUUCACGUAUCCUAGGAGUCCCGAAAACCCCAUCUUCUGGUUGUUCGCAUUCUAUCAACGCUUAACAAAGGCUCAAAAUUUGAUAUUCUUCUCGAAUCAGACGGAAGCGGUUGUGGAAAACGGAGCAUACAUGGUUGAUCACUUCAGUUCCCGAGGCGCCGAGGUGGUGAUCGAUUUCUGGGAGAAAUACGUCCUGACUGAGAAUGUGAGAUCGCUUCUCUCUGAGGUGGGAAACUAUGCCUGGGAGGACAGUGUUGAGAUCAAAUCGAAUAUUUCUUGGUCUAAGUCGCUCCCCAGGCUGUUCGAGCAGAAGCACGGAUACAGUCUCAUCCAAUACUUACCAUUGAUCAUGUUUGGCAACAACAACAUUGCGAUUCAAUCAACCGAGCCAGGGCCCGUCGAAUGCAUUCUGGAUACGCCCGACGAAGGGGUUGGCUACGUCAAUGACUUUCGUGAUGCGCUGGUAGAGGGAUACAGUCAGUACCUGGAAAGACUGACAGAAUGGGCGACGACAGAUCUCAAUGUACAGAUGUCGGUUCAGCCCGCCUACAACCUUCCCAUGGACAUGGAGGCGACUGUCCCCAUUGUAAACGCACCCGAAUGUGAGAGCCUUGGUUUCCUUGACAACAUCGACGGCUAUAGGCAAUUCUCUGGACCGGCUGUCCUGGCAGGCAAGAGGAUCGUCUCCAAUGAGAUCGGCGCCGUGUCUCUAGCGGCAUUCCAGUACCAGGUCUCCAACCUACUGUGGUCUAUCAACCGCGCGGUUGCGGGAGGUGUCAAUCAGUUUGUGAUUCACGGCCUAUCUUAUACUGGCAACUACUGGGCAACAACCUGGCCAGGCUAUACCGCAUUCUCAUAUUUCUACGGUGAACUGUGGUCGAAUAAACAGCCAGCCUGGGAUCAUGGGUUCGCUGAUUUCCUGCAAUACGUCGGAAGGCUACAAUUUAGUCAACAAGCAGGUCCUCUGAAGACGGAUAUCGCUAUCUACGACAAGCAGUCCGCCACGGACUAUACCCUCCGCUGGCAUCCAGGAAAUAUGACUCAGCUCAUUGAUGCGGGCUAUAGUUAUAGUUACCUCUCACCCGAAAACUUUGGCCUUCCGCAAGCAUAUGUUGGCAACCAGACCCUUGGGCCUGAUGGACCAGCUUAUAAGGCCCUGAUUGUAUACAGCGCGUCAAACGUAACAUAUGAUGCGAUCGGCAAGAUGCAACAGUUCGCAGGGGCGGGAUUACCGGUCAUUUUAGUCGGUGGGGAUCCUCCUCUAUAUGCCAGUGCGGGCGCUCCCAGCCACCAAACCUUCGCAGAAGCCAUAUCUGAGUUAAAGCGCACCGAAAACGUCUUCGCGGUCUCCGAGAGCGAGCUGAUGCAUAAGUUAGCCUCUCUCCACCUGGAGCCUCGAAUCCAAGUACGGGCCAACAGCACGUGGUACACAACCUGGCGGGAAUCAGUCAGUGAAGAUGUCCAAUACACGUUCGUAUAUAACGAUGGCGAGGCCAGCACUGGCUACCUUGUGGUGUCCAGCAACAAAAUCCCAUAUCGGCUUGAUAUGUGGACCGGGCUUUCCAAGCAGAUCCUUGAAUACCAGCAAACCCGGUCCAAGACCAUCAUUCCACUAGCGCUAGAGGCAAACCAAACUGCACUGAUCGCCUUCGUUGGACCCUCCGUCCAUGGAUGGCGUGGAUCAGUGGUCCAUGCCGUUGAAACCCCUUCCACGGUCCAAGAGUACCUAUACAGCACGAAUACCUCCGACUCGGUUGAGCUUCAUAUCGCAGCCGGGCCAAUCGACCAGCCCCUCGUCCUCUCCGAUGGCCGAAACUACACAGUCCGACCCGAUCGGACGGCGGCGAGCAGUUUCACACUUGACAACUGGUCCCUCACGGCAGAACACUGGGCUGCCCCUGACAACUUGUCCGAUGCCUCCCAGAUCGCCUCCAAGUUCAACACCACCUACCAGUUGGACGCGCUCAUCCCAUGGACCCAAAUCCCAGGGCUCACGAAUGCAUCUGGACUAGGGUAUUACAGCACCAGCUUCGAAUGGCCACCUCGCACGGGUUCGGCGGACGGCGCAUAUAUUUUGAUUCCUCAGGUCCUUCAUACCCUUCGUGUGAAGGUCAACGGUCACCAAACACCGCCAUUCGACUACAAUGCGCCCAGGGUGGACAUAAGCCCUUACCUGCGAACGGGCCAGAACGAGGUCAUAAUCGUGGCUCCCACCGUAAUGUGGAAUUACAUCCGAAGUAUAUUUGACAGGAUCGUGAUGGCAGGCUAUCCACCGCUGAUCAGCCUCACAGACCCCGGGCAUUUACCGGGGCCCGUUGAUAGCGGACUAAGUGGCACCGUGCAUGUGGUACCAUACGUGAAAUGGCAAGCCAAGCUCUGA
Molecule: messenger RNA, 6018 nt
Organism: Aspergillus affinis
Lineage: Eukaryota; Fungi; Ascomycota; Eurotiomycetes; Eurotiales; Aspergillaceae
Product: glycoside hydrolase family 35 protein
Exons: 9
Coding region: 1-6018 (2005 amino acids)
Biological process (GO): carbohydrate metabolic process
Cellular component (GO): vacuole
Molecular function (GO): beta-galactosidase activity
Source: RefSeq, a predicted model, not a curated record